This is a messenger RNA of Calypte anna (Anna's hummingbird), 739 nucleotides long. It is a transcript of the gene ADM, whose product is annotated as adrenomedullin. The record is from RefSeq and is a predicted model, not a curated record. NCBI's taxonomy places the organism in Eukaryota, Metazoa, Chordata, Aves, Apodiformes, Trochilidae. Gene Ontology annotation, molecular function: adrenomedullin receptor binding; hormone activity. Gene Ontology annotation, cellular component: extracellular region. Gene Ontology annotation, biological process: positive regulation of heart rate; regulation of systemic arterial blood pressure; adenylate cyclase-activating G protein-coupled receptor signaling pathway.
CACACAAAGAAGGAGUUCUCGAUUCUCAGGAAACCCUGCAACAUCGGAUCGCUACUACAAGAAUAUUUGUCUCAGUGGAUUAUCCUCACUGUCAGCAGCCCAGCCAGUAUGAAGCUACUUCACGUAGCCCUGCUUUAUGUCGGCUCUGUGACCUUCUUCGGGGUGGAUGCUGUAAAGGUGGACGUAGCGACGGAGUUCAAAAGAAAAUGGACGAAAUGGGCAUUGAGCCGAGCCAAGCGGGACAUCAAGCCUUCGGUAGCUCUCCGAGGGCUGGGGGCAGCCGCCGAGGUGCAGCCACUCAUACGGACCCAGGACGUGAGGGAGGAUCCCCGAGUCUCGCAUCCCAGCAGCCGGGAGGAUGCUCACAUCCGCGUCAAGCGCUACCGCCAGAGCAUUAACAGUUUCCCCCACUUCCAAGCCAUCCGCACGGGGUGCCGGUUCGGGACAUGUACGGUGCAGAAGCUGGCCCACCAGAUCUACCAGCUGACGGACAAGGAUAAGGACGAUACCGCUCCCCCCAACAAGAAGCCCCAGGGCUACGGCCGCAGGCGCCGCUCCCUGCCGGAACGCCGCAGCCCGGACCGCUUCCCUUGGGCCGGGCGGCGCCCCCGGACGCGGCGGGCGCAGCCCCUCGCCCCUGUUCUGGGGAUCUGAACGCCGCACUACCCGGCCGAGGCUGUCUCUGAUGGAUAGACUGACGCACGGACACUCCGAAGGUCCGUCGAUGCUCGGGAGCCGC